AGUUGUGCAUUUUCAGUGUUUACAUAAUUUACGGAUCAUCCGGUCGUGAAAAUGAAAUUGAUAUUGGUUCUUACUGCUGUGAUAGCUGUUGCUCUAGCCGCCCCCCAAGCAGCCGAUAAAGAUGCUCAAAUUACUAAAUACAACUCCGACAAUUCAGGAAUAGAUGGCUACAACUUCGAUUUCGAAACCAGCAACGGAAUUUCCCAGCAAGAAACCGGCCAGCUGACCAACCAAGGGACGGAAAAUGAGAUCAUGAAAGUGACCGGUUCGUACACGUUCACGUGGCAGGGUGUCACGUAUACGGUCACUUACACGGCAGACGAAAACGGCUUCCAACCUGUUGGAGACCACAUUCCGAAAUGAAAAUUCUAAGACUAGCUCAACAGUGUUCCAGCACCUAUUAUUUUUAUUGUAUCUUUCUGUAAAUAAAUUGGUCGAAAAUGCGAAAUAAACAGUUUUGUAAAAUGUCUA
This is a messenger RNA of Phyllotreta striolata, 471 nucleotides long. The record is from the annotation of a GenBank genome assembly. Lineage: Eukaryota; Metazoa; Arthropoda; Insecta; Coleoptera; Chrysomelidae.